This is a messenger RNA of Ostreobium quekettii, 1986 nucleotides long. The record is from the annotation of a GenBank genome assembly. NCBI's taxonomy places the organism in Eukaryota, Viridiplantae, Chlorophyta, Ulvophyceae, Bryopsidales, Ostreobiaceae.
AUGAACGAAGAUCCACGAGGGGCGCCGGCCUCCGCGGCGCCCCACCCAAGGCUGGCGACGCGCCCCGUGCAGCUGGUCUGGGGGCCCCAAUCGACCGGCGGCAUCCCCCUCCAAGUGCAGCCCGUGCGCGCCACACCCGCAGACCGCGUCGGAGGCCUGCCGGUCCAAAUCGUGGGCAGGGGGUGCCCAAGCUUUGGCUCGCUGCCCGUCGGCUAUGAUGACCACCGGGGCGCUGAGGCCACGGCGGGCCCGUCUUCGGAUGCCCGCGCGGUUCGCGGUGGGCUGGCAUCCGAUGGGGACGAGCCGGCGAAGGGCCAGAAGGAGGGGUCCAUGCACCGCGCGUCGGGCCCCAUCAUCGCGCCUGGCGGCCUGUCUCCCAGAAUGGCUGAGUCGCUGCUGCGGGGUUUGAGGAUAAUUUCGAGGGCUGAUGGCGCCCAGGAGGGCGACCCACAGCUCUGGCCCGCCCUGGUGGGCGUCAACAAUGCCAUCCAGGGCGUUCAAGUGCCCUUGGCGUCUCCAUCAGCCACGCAGGGUCCGGGUGGAGCCCAGACCCUGGCAGAGGAACAAGCGAGGCAUGGGGCCUCUCUGGGGAUGCACAUCCCACAAGUGCCGAGAGCGCAGGCGGCUGGGGCCAGGCCUGGGCCGCGGGGUGUUUUGGUUCCCGCCACCUUUGCGGACAAGGGCUUGAUCGGACAGUCAGUUGAGACAAAGGAGGGUCACGGCGAAAUGGAAGCAGGGCCGCGCCCGCUGCAAACUGCCGUGUUCUCCACGCCCCUUGCUUCACAAUUUCAGCCCAUCCCGUCCGUGAAGAAAGUCAAGGUCGCAGGCGACCCUGGGACAAGCGAGCCUCAGCCAGGGUUCCAGGAUCCCCUCAAGAAGAGCAUGGGCAUGUGGCGAUCUGGGUUAGGUGCGCAAAUUCAACUCCAGGACCGACUCAGGCCUGCUGUUGAUGUGCCCUUGCUGGCUCAGGAGGCCCCAGCCCCGGCCCGUAGUGCUCAAUGUGUGGAUGAUGCUCCGGGUGGCCAAGGGAAACUCGUGGCCAACACGCCGCCCGCACUUUCCGAGUCUGACAGGAUGGAAGUCGGAAAGGAGCAAGUGGGAGCUUUUGAGCUGCUGAGGCCUGCCUGUCCAGUGGACAAAUCGGAGGGGCACAAGGCACAACCUUCUCCAUGCACCCAACAGCCUUGCCAGGCAGGGGUUCUGACAUUGGAGGGGCACAAUGCUGGCAACAAGGAAGGGUGCCACGACGUGGGCCAGAGACCUGCAGGGACAGAAAAUGUGCCUGCAGGAUGGGGAAAGAAGGGCCAAGGGUUGGGAAGUCAGGGUUCCAAACCAGCACAAGAGUUGGGGCGUAAGUCUGGCACGCCCAAGUCAGGCUCGAAGCUGAAGGCCAAGGCGAAACCAGAGGGGCCUGGUGGUGUGGAGGACUGCUGUGGUGGUGAUGUCAUGGUCACAGUGCCCACCGACCUCUUCAAACUGGGAAGCCUGCAUGACGUCCUCAACCUGGGCACGUGGCACAAGUGCCUGAAUGAGCCAGAACGCAAGUUCUUGAGGCAAUUCUUGCCUGAGGGAGCCACAGAGGAAGCAGAGGGCCUGCUAGAUAAGCUGCUCAGAGGGAAAGAGAAUUUCCAUUUUGGCAACCCUGUCAUGCGGUUAUGGGGCCUCCUUGUUGAAGGGGAGUGCCACCCACGUGUGGUCAAGUACCGUGAGGGGCUUCGGUGCUUGCACCAUGCAGAGCACUUCCACGCGUUGAGGGAGUACCACAAUCGAAUGGUCACAGAGCUUAUGGAGAUGGCAACGGUGUUUGAACAGUGCAAGAACGCAGACAUCAGCAAAAAGCUGGAACUUUGGAACCGAAUGACAGCCCACAGGGGAACAAGCGUUGCCAGCAGUGCAGGUGAUGGCCACGCUUGCUCAACCGUGCUCAAAAAUGAAAGUACUACUGAACUACAAGCGAGCAGCUGUGAUAAGCCAUCAAACGUUUAG